Messenger RNA from Funneliformis geosporum, 492 nucleotides. The record is from the annotation of a GenBank genome assembly. NCBI's taxonomy places the organism in Eukaryota, Fungi, Glomeromycota, Glomeromycetes, Glomerales, Glomeraceae.
AUGGGAUUAUGUAAGCCGGCAGAUUACAAAGAAAACAAAAGCACAAAAAACAGUGUUUAUGGCGUUUUGCCUUACACAGCUCCUGAAAUUUUGCGAGGGCAACAUUACACCCAAUCUUCUGAUAUUUAUAGUUUUGGUAUGAUCAUGUAUGAGGUGGUUUCGGGAUUUCCUCCUUAUUAUGAUACGGCUCAUGAUGAAUCUUUGGCAUUAAAUAUUUGUCAGGGAUUAAGACCCAGAUUUCAUAUCAAAGUUCCCCAAUUGAUUUUACAUUUAAACAAAAGAUGUUUGGACGCAGAUCCGUUAAAUCGUCCAAAGGCAAGUGAAAUUAGGGAAAUCUUGACCCAAUGGGAGAGACAAAGUAAAGAUAAUCGAACAGAAUUUUUUCAGCAAUUGAAAGCGGCGGAAGAAUAUAAUAAAAAGUUCUCGACCAGUAGUAUACAAUCAUUCGAAUCCUUACAAAUCAACUCUUUUCAAUUGAAAACAAAUGAAUAA